CGAGAAGUCUUAAGAGAUGACUGCUCAGAUGGAGAGACUAGAGAAGAGAACAAGCUGUCGAUUCCUAAGGAGAAAAUUUCAGAAGUACAUUCAUACAAAGUGAUAGUAGGAAGACUCAAACACAAUAUUACCUAAGUAGAGACUAGAGAAGUGUAUAAGUCUGAGGACAGAUCAGAAGGGCUUCAGGAAAUUCUAAGGAAAUUACCUGGAAAGUGUAGCCAAAUAGUGAUCAGCAAAGAAACCUUCACCAGUGAGAAGAACAAUGAAUGUAAUAAACCUGAAAAAAGCUUCAGUCUGGACUCUACUAAUGAUGCAGAUCAGAAAGUUCUUAGAAUACAGAAUACUGAUGAUAAUGAUAAGAAUGACAUGAGCUUCAACCAGAAUUCAGCCUCUGGUAUACAUGAACACAUAAAUCUAACACAGGAUUUUCAGAGUAGUAAAUGUAAGGAAAGCUUAAUGGAUCUCUCCCUCCUUAAUAAAUGGGACAGCAUCCCUAACACUGAGAAAUCCUAUAAAUGUGAUGUAUGUGAGAAAGUUUUCCAUCAGAGCUCAGCCCUUACUAGACAUCAGAGAAUCCCUACUAGAGAGAAGCUCCACAAAUGUAAAGAAUGUGAAAAGUCUUUCAGUCAGAGCUCAAGUCUUAGUCAACAUAAAAGAAUACACACUAGAGAAAAACCUUACAAACGUGAAGCACCUGAUAAAUCCUGUGAAGCGUCUGACAAAUCCUGUAGUCCAAGCUCAGGCAUAAUUCAACACAAGAAAAUUCACACCAGAGCCAAAGCUUACAAAUGUAGCAGUUGUGAAAGAGUCUUCAGUUAUAGUGUCUACCUUACUCAACAUCAGAAAAUUCACAAAGAGAUGCCCUGUAAGUGUACUAUAUGUGGCAGUGACUUCUGCGAUACUUCAUACCUGCUUGAACAUCAGAGGGUCCACCAUGAAGAGAAAUCCUAUAAGUAUGAUGAAUAUGGAUUGGCCUAUAUUAAACAAGGAAUUCAUUUCAGAGAAAAGCCCUAUACAUAUAAUGAAUGUGGAAAAAACUUCAGAUUGAAUUCACAUCUUAUUCAGCAUCAAAGAAUUCACACAGGAAUGAAACUGCAUGAAUGUUAUGAAUAUGGAAAAGCUUUCAGUCAAACCUCAUGCCUUAUUCACCAUCAAAUAAUGCAUAGGAAGGAGAAAUCAUAUGAAUGUAAUGAGUAUGAGGGCAGUUUCAGUCAUAGCUCAGAACUUAUCCUGCAACAAGAAGUCCUCACCAGACAGAAAGUCUUUGAUUGUGAUGUACGGGAAAAGAACUCCAUUCAGAGAGCACACUUCGUUCAAUGUCAGAGCAUUCAUACCAAAGAGGACUCAUGA
Molecule: messenger RNA, 1350 nt
Organism: Chlorocebus sabaeus (green monkey)
Lineage: Eukaryota; Metazoa; Chordata; Mammalia; Primates; Cercopithecidae
Source: RefSeq, a predicted model, not a curated record